This is a messenger RNA of Fusarium poae, 513 nucleotides long. RefSeq lists its product as uncharacterized. Gene Ontology annotation, molecular function: 5'-deoxynucleotidase activity. Bases 1 to 513 code for a protein of 170 amino acids. Lineage: Eukaryota; Fungi; Ascomycota; Sordariomycetes; Hypocreales; Nectriaceae. The transcript has a single exon. The record is from RefSeq and is a predicted model, not a curated record. Gene Ontology annotation, cellular component: cytoplasm.
AUGGGCAUGAUAGCUAUGUUCGCCCCCCAAGGUCUCAACCAGAUUAAGUGCAUGAAAAUGUGCCUUGUUCACGACAUCGCCGAAUCUGUUGUGGGUGAUAUCACCCCGUUUAGUGGAGUGUCUAGAGAAGAGAAGGGCAGAAGAGAGUCUGCAACUAUCGAGUACAUAGCCAACCGUUGGUCUGGACCGUAUACUGCCGAGAUAAAGGAGCUUUGGCACGAGUUUGAGGCUGCAGAGACCCCAGAAGCUCAGUUUGCCCAAGACAUCGACAAGAUUGAGCUUCUGCUGCAGGCAGUGGAGUAUGAAAGGAACACCGAGAACAAAAAAGACCUGGGCGAGUUCAUGGGAGUAGCGCGCAAACUGCGAUCUGAAGCUGGCAAGGCAUGGGCGGAUGAGAUCCUGGCUGACAGGGAGAAAUUUUGGGAGGGAACGCAGCAUUUGAGGGGAGAACAUGCUGAGAAGGGAGGUCUCACAGAGGAGAUGACAAAGGCACACGAUGCAUACUAUGGAUGA